CAAGAAGCGAGAAGACGAGGGUUAGAGACUACACGGAUGCAGAAGGAUUGCUUCAGAACUAUAACUAGGGUUACGCCCCCGCCCAAUGGACUCUCCUGAGCCUUCGAAAGCCGCCGCUGCCGCCGCCGCAACCGCCAGCUCAACCGCCGCUUCAUUUUCAUUGCCGGAAUCGGCUGCAGUCCAAGAAUCACCCGUCUUUAACUACAUCAACAAUCUUUCUCCUAUAGGACCUGUGAAGACAUCAAUAGCUGUACAAGGUUUCCCGGGGAUCAAUUCACCGCCUCUUGUGUUUACAUCACCUCGAAUCAAUCCACGCAUACGGUCAAGCUUUCUGGAAAGGACUCGGUUCCCUCAACUGUCCAACGAAGAGUUUUCCUUAAAGGAUGGCAAUCAGAACGAUAUUUCUGCAUUGACUGAUGAAGCCGGAUCAUCAAAUUCUCGGUUACUCAGUGGAUCGGUACCUUGCACUGACAAAGCGUUUGAUAUCAACACCUAUGUGCAGGAACAGCCCGAAAGUCAGCCUAUAUGUGUUGAUGAUUUCUUGGUUGAUGCUGCUAAAAUGGGGUCUGCUGAUUCAAGAAAUAAUAGUCCUCCACAUGCUGAUGAUUAUAUAGGUUCACAUGAAUCUGUUAAUCGUAUUGAUGGUGAAAGUAAAAUAGAAAAUGGGAUUGCAAUGGGUGUAGAGAAAGUUGAAGAGGGUCAUAAAGGAAAGACAUCAAUUGAUAUUAACAAGACUUUUGAAACUGAUGUGAAUACGAGCGAUGAAAAUGUUGAAUAUGAUCAAUAUUUAAAGGUGCAACCUGAUUCAUCUGCUGAAAUUGCUCUUGAUAGCCAAUAUGCUCACCGUAUAAUGAUUGAGGCUGGUGAACAUCAACGUGGCAUUUUCAGGCGCUGUCUACAAUUUGACAAUUUACCACAGAAAACAGUAAAAAUUUCAGAUCCUUGUAGUUUGCCAGAGAGUGUUGACUGCUUAAACUCUGUUGCUAGUCCUAUUGCUUCGGAAGCUCUAGAGCCAAUUUCAUUAAAUACACAAACCCAAGGCUGCAGUCAGUUGCAUGACUCUCAAAAUGCUGAAAAUUCUACCUUGAAACCCCCCAAGCCUUCGGGCAUAGGAUUACACUUAAAUAGCAUUGUGAAUACUGUGCCAGGGGGUUGCGGUGCCAGAGGUUCCACAAUAAGCAUGAAGUCUGCAGAGAUGAGAAACUGCAGUGGUGAAGGGAGUAAAACAAUGGGUAGGAUAAAGUAUCGUGUUAUUGACAAUUUUAUGGAAGGGUCGAUUUCAUCAAAAGUUGGGGAAGGCAUACUGGAAAGCAUUGAAGAGAGCACCUUGCAGGAAGAAAGUUCUGCACAUUUAGCCCUGCAUAAUGUGAAACCUAUGGAUAACGUUGUGCCAUUGAAGCUAUUGGAAUGUCGGUCAAUUCCUGAUCAUAAAAGGACAUCUAGUUCUGAAAAUGUUGAUGGAACUUCAACAUCUAAUCAAUCAACUCUCAAAAAGAAAAGGAAAAAAACAUCAGAUGCCAGUGACGAUGAUGGCUGCAAACGAUGCAAUUGUAAAAAGAGUAAAUGCUUGAAACUUUACUGCGAUUGCUUUGCUGCUGGAAUCUAUUGUGCUGAUCUUUGCGCUUGCCAAGGGUGCUUCAAUAAACCUGAAUAUGAAGAUACAGUCAUGGAUACUCGGCAACAAAUCGAAGCCAAAAAUCCACUUGCCUUUGCCCCAAAAGUCGUACAGAACACUGCAGAUUCUCAUUCUAACGUCCUUCAAGAUAAUGGCGUCAGUGUCACUCCAGCAUCUGCAAGGCACAAAAAGGGUUGCAAUUGCAAGAGAUCAAUGUGCAUGAAAAAGUAUUGUGACUGCUACCAGGCUAAUGUUGGAUGCUCUAGUGCAUGUCGUUGUGAAGGAUGUAUGAACACAUAUGGACAGAAGGAAGAUUAUGAUAGCUUUAAGGGCCUGGUGAAGACGCUUGUAAUAAGUGGCAGAGUUCAUGGCUCAUCUAAUGAAAAGUUAGAACUAGUAUCAUGUAGGGGCACACAUGAACACACUGAACUUAGCCAUCCACACAAUAUGACUCCGAUGACACCAUCACUUCAGUGCUCAGACCACCGGAAUGAUGAAUCAAAGUCUUUGUUUCCAUCUGAGUCACCACAAUCAGACCACGCUAUGUUAUCACGCGUUGAAAUAUCUAAGAGAUUCAUCACAAGCUCUGAUAAGCAUGAGUUGAUCCAUGAAACUACUGAUAUUUUAGAUCUAGUCUCUUUUGAUGAAGAGAUAGAAAAUGGCAAUGCAUUAGUAGUAGAUGGAUCCUCACAAGGUGAUACAGUAGCAGCCGUUAUUCGGGCUAGGGAACACGUGUAUACUGGAAUUCGCCAUUUGUCAUCCACAGGUUCUUUCAGUUGGAAUAGUUCUCCAAUUACCCCUCUGAUUAAUUACAGGAAAAAAGGACUUGUUGACUCAGUCAACUCUGACGACACACCGGACAUACUUAAGGAUUCUUCUACUCCAUCCAACAGGGUGAAAGUAAGCUCCCCAAACAAGAAGCGGGUUUCUCCCCCUCAUGGUAACCAGAAGGAUUCUGAUUGUAGUUCAUCAGCCCGGCGCUUGAAAGCUGGCCGGAAAUAUAAGUUAGGAUCUGUCCCAUCAUUCCCACCCCUCACUCCAUGCUUUAAUUCCAAAGGGAGCAGUUUCACUCAGAAUCCAAAUGAUCAUCAGAAACUUAGCAACAUCAAAUGAUAAAAGCUGAAAAAGUUUGUACUAGAAGCCAAGGUGCAGUUUGUAAGCCGGCAUGUGUUCGAUAAGGACAAGAGAAUCUUGAUACCCAGGACUCUCUUGUAAUACUCACCAACAAAGUGAAUGGUCAAAAAUGGAGGGUCAUCUUGUUGGUUAGUAGCAGAAGUGUAUUGUUUUCUCAAAUGGUUGGCUAUUUGCUACACACUUCAUCUAUCACUUCCCAUAUUAUAUACUCAACAUGUAGGUAUCAUUCAUAGAGAGUAGUUGCUAGAUGUGGUGUAUUAUUGUGGCAUUGAUGCUAGAAGUGAAGAUUGGUGGGAACAAUGUAUCUUGGCUGAGAAUGAAUACUAAAUGAAUGCCUAGCCUACAUAUGUUUCCUUUCCUAAGUUCAGUUUACCAUUGUAUGAUAAAGUUGGCAUGUAAAUUUUGGCACUUCUCUAUAUGUUUUUCCAAAGUUGAGGGUACCCUCAAAGUAAACUUUGGCACUUAAGUUCCUAGACUUGGUUUUUUUAACCCAUGUUUUGUUUUGUUUAAGGUUUCGGUGUUUGCCCUCUCAUCACUUUUUUUGUGUGGA
This is a messenger RNA of Cuscuta campestris, 3299 nucleotides long. The record is from the annotation of a GenBank genome assembly. Lineage: Eukaryota; Viridiplantae; Streptophyta; Magnoliopsida; Solanales; Convolvulaceae.